Molecule: messenger RNA, 1158 nt
Organism: Cucurbita moschata (crookneck pumpkin)
Lineage: Eukaryota; Viridiplantae; Streptophyta; Magnoliopsida; Cucurbitales; Cucurbitaceae
Product: peroxidase 2-like
Exons: 3
Coding region: 34-1029 (331 amino acids)
Biological process (GO): response to oxidative stress; hydrogen peroxide catabolic process
Molecular function (GO): peroxidase activity; heme binding
Source: RefSeq, a predicted model, not a curated record
CCUCCUUUCCACUAUCUUCACAAAACCAAAGCAAUGGCUUCCCCUAAACUUGUAGCCUUUGUUGCGGCGGUGGGUUUGAUGCUGGCCGGGGCCUCUCACGCUCAGCUUAGCCCCUUCUUCUACACCUUCACAUGCCCUCAGCUGCCUUUUAUUGUUCUCAACGAGGUCUCGACAGCUGUUGAAACCGAUGAUCGAGCAGCUGCCAAGCUCAUUCGCCUCCACUUUCACGACUGCUUUGCCAAUGGGUGUGAUGGGUCUGUGCUACUGGAGGACGUGCCGGGCGUCAUCGACAGUGAAUUAAACGCAGGUGCCAACAAUGGGAUCCAAGGGCGGGAAAUUGUGGAUAAAAUCAAAGCAGCCGUUGAAAGCUCUUGCCCUGGCGUUGUGUCCUGCGCUGACAUCUUAGCGCUGGCUUCUCAAGUUUCUGUUGUAUUGUCUGGCGGGCCAGCCUGGGUGGUUCUACUGGGAAGAAGAGACAGCAGAGUAGCGAACAGAGCCGCAGCAGAGGAUCUUCCGAGUCCGUUCGAAACUCUGGAUAUACUGAAAUCGAAAUUCAAGGCGUUUGGGCUUGAUUCUAGAGACCUUGUGACGCUGUCAGGAGCGCACACGUUCGGUCGAUCCAGGUGCUUUUUCUUCUCUGGAAGGUUCGACAACUUCAACAACACCGGCCUCCCAGACCCGACUCUGGAUGCUGCUUACAGGGAGCAGCUUCGUCAAGCAUGCACCACACCAACAACACGAGUGAAUUUCGAUCCCGUGACACCAGACAUAUUCGACAAAAACUACUACACCAAUCUUCAAAGCCUGAAAGGACUUCUCCAAAGUGAUCAAGAGCUUUUCUCCACUCCUGGGGCUGAUACCACUGCCAUUGUCAACGAGUUCGCCGCCAGCCAGUUUCGAUUCUUUAUUCAAUUUGGGAAUUCCAUGAUCAAAUUGGGGAACCUCAUGCCUCCACCUGGGACACCAUCGGAGGUGCGAUCGCAGUGUAGGCUGCUCAACCCAUCCAGUCCUGCCCAUGAUGUUAUGUAACUUGGUGUGCACCAAUGUAAUGUUAAUGUGUGUUUAUGUGUUUAAUGAAAUAAGGUAAUUGGGUUUGGACUUCGUGGUUGUUAGAGUCAGUGGGGAGAUCAAUAAAUGUGGAGUGUGAAAGGAAGCGUU